AUGCUGAAACAGAGCGAGAGGAGGCAGUCUUGGAGCUACAAACCCUGGAAUACUACUGAGUGUGACAAUGCACCCCAUGCAGCAAACAACCAGCACCGCAGGAGCAUCUGCUCCUUGGGGGGCUGUUCCGGCUCCCAGGGCAGCACCCUACCAUGGACUGAGGGCAACUAUAACUACUACAUCGAGGAGGACGAGGAUGGAGAGGAGGGGGAGGACUGGCAGGACGAGCUGGCAGAAGAGGACCAGCAGCCCGAGGCCGCCACCGCCGCCCAGCUGGAAGACCACACUGACUCUCCGGCUGUACUGUCGACACUGAACGUGAACGUGGGCGGCCAGAGCUACCGCCUGCACUACACCGAGCUGGCCUGCUACCCCAAGACUCGCCUGGGCCGCCUGGCCACCUCCACGAGCCGCAGCCGCCAGCUGGGCCUGUGCGACGAGUACGAGGCGCAGACGGACGAAUACUUCUUCGACCGCGACCCGGCCGUCUUCCAGCUCAUCUACAACUUCUACGUGUCUGGGGUACUACUGGUGUGUGACGAGCUGUGCCCGCGCAGCUUCCUGGAGGAGCUGGGCUACUGGGGCGUGCGGCUCAAGUACACGCCGCGCUGCUGCCGCAUCUGCUUUGAGGAGCGGAGGGACGAGCUGAGCGAGCAGCUCAAGAUCCAGAACGAGCUGCGCGCCCAGGCGCAGGCGGAGGAGGCCGAGGAGCUCUUCCGCGACUUGCGCUUCUAUGGGUCGCAGCGGCGCCGCCUCUGGAACCUCAUGGAGAAGCCUUUCUCGUCGGUAGCCGCCAAGGUCAUCGGGGUGGCCUCUAGCCUCUUUGUGCUCAUUUCCAUCGUGGCGCUUACUCUCAACACGGUGGAGGAGAUGCAUCAGCACGCAGAGCAGGGCAGCCCGCGGCCCAUCCUGGAGCACGUGGAGAUGCUGUGUAUCGCUUUCUUCACGCUGGAGUUCCUCCUGCGUCUCGCCUCCACGCCGGACCUGCGGCGCUUCACACGCAGCGCCCUCAACCUGGUGGACCUGGUGGCCAUCCUGCCAUUCUACCUGCAGCUGCUGAUCGAAUGCUUCACAGGCGAGGACCAGCAGCGCGGCAAAGGCUCGUCCCGCGAGCACGACCUUGAGACUGUGGGCAAGGUGGGCCAGGUACUGCGCCUCAUGCGCCUCAUGCGCAUUUUCCGCAUCCUCAAGUUGGCACGCCAUUCCACCGGCCUGCGAGCCUUCGGCUUCACGUUGCGCCUGUGCUACCAGCAGGUGGGCUGCUUGCUGCUCUUCAUCACCAUGGGCAUCUUUUCCUUCUCCGCUGCCGUCUACUCAGUGGAGCACGACGUUCCUGGCACCAACUUCACCAGCAUCCCCCACUCCUGGUGGUGGGCCGCAGUGAGCAUCUCCACUGUGGGCUAUGGAGACAUGUACCCGGAGACCCACCUGGGCAGGCUUUUCGCCUUCCUCUGCAUCGCUUUCGGGAUCAUCCUCAAUGGGAUGCCAAUUUCCAUCCUCUACAACAAAUUCUCCGAUUACUACAGCAAGCUCAAGGCUUAUGAGUACACCGCCAUACGAAGGGAAAGGGGAAACGUGGACUUCGUGCAGAGAGCCAGGAAGAAGAUGGCUGAGUGUUUGGCUAGAAGCAACCCACAGCCUACCCCAAGGCAAGAGAAUUCAUGGUCCCUAGGAUGUGUGGCUGACAGAUCCCUGACCUUCGAGGCUUCCUUUUUUUAA
Molecule: messenger RNA, 1719 nt
Organism: Rhinolophus ferrumequinum (greater horseshoe bat)
Lineage: Eukaryota; Metazoa; Chordata; Mammalia; Chiroptera; Rhinolophidae
Gene: KCNV2
Product: potassium voltage-gated channel modifier subfamily V member 2
Exons: 2
Coding region: 1-1719 (572 amino acids)
Biological process (GO): protein homooligomerization; potassium ion transmembrane transport
Cellular component (GO): membrane; voltage-gated potassium channel complex
Molecular function (GO): voltage-gated potassium channel activity; protein binding
Source: RefSeq, a predicted model, not a curated record